This is a messenger RNA of Ostrea edulis (European flat oyster), 652 nucleotides long. RefSeq names its product collagen alpha chain CG42342-like. The transcript is spliced from 2 exons. The record is from RefSeq and is a predicted model, not a curated record. NCBI's taxonomy places the organism in Eukaryota, Metazoa, Mollusca, Bivalvia, Ostreida, Ostreidae. The coding region runs from base 94 to 477 and encodes 127 amino acids.
CUUGUGUCUACUUGCACACAGCUCAUUCUUGUUAAGUAUUAUCUAUGAUAAGAACUGCUCUAAUUUUCAUAAUAUAAUAUUAAGUCAGAAAAUAUGAAAGUGUGGAUGAUUGUAGUCUGCAGUUUUGUUAUACAUGUCGACAACGUGUUCAGUCAGUAUAUAACUUGGGACAGUAAUGAUGAGAAAGAUUUAUCUGGAUGUCCGCAUCAACUUGCCAUUGCUCAAAAGGAAUUACAUCGCGUGGAGAAAAAGGUUGACGAUAUAAAUGAACGUCUUGAUCGAGUGGAGACAAGAAGGGCGGAAGGACCACGGGGGCUGCCUGGUUUACCGGGAGAGCCUGGACUCAGUGGACUACAAGGGCCGAAGGGAGACACAGGGGCGGAUGGACGACCAGGACUCCCGGGAUUAUACGGAAUGAAAGGAGAGCCUGGAGUACCCGGUGUAAAGGGAGAUGGCGGGAACUGUACAGGAUCCUGAGCUGAUAUCUGAACUUGAUCGGACUGACAUCAGACAUCAAAUAUCUUUUUUAUCCAUUUGCUUUUUUCAAAGGAAAGAGAAACGGUUUCACCAUUUGCUUUGAAUUCCUCACAAACUCUUAAGGAGAAAUGAAUAUAUGUAUAAUAAAACAACAAAUAUGUGCAUUUUAACAGAG